CUUGCUAAAUCGUCGCUGUAACCUCGUAGACUCCAGCUCAGACUCUGAUUCCUCCUCGCACAAGAAGUACGGGAAAGUGAAGAAGGACAAGAAGGAUAAAAAGGUCAAGAAAAGCAAGAAAGACAAGAUGGAACAUAACGGUGCCCCAGGAUUCCCUCCGACAAUGCCCCAGAUGCCUCAACCCCAUUUUGAUCAGCUGCGCGCCAUGUCGGGUGGCUACCAGGCGUCCAUCCAGCAGCCCCCCAGCUCCGGCUUCCGUAUCCCAUUGCAUUCGUCCUCUGCAUUUCCACAACAGGAUCAUGCCGGACCGCCCCCAUGCCAUGAUCUCGAUGGAUCCCCCGUCUACAUCGGUUCAGCCAUCUUCGAUAAAUCCGUUCAUCCAUGCAAGAUCGGACCUCAUCUUCAUGUCCCUUGCUCAGUCGCCUAUGGCGGCAGCGAGGUGGGCCACAAGGGGCGCUAUGAUCUCCUCCCAUUCACUCCCGAUACCAUGGAAUUUGUACGCACAUCUCAAGGACACGUCCCUGCUGGCAGGAGGCCGAUUGAGGGUGGCUAUGAGGAGGAUGGGAGUCCAUUGUACCAUGCCGUGGCCAUAGUGAAUGGAAUCAGAGUACCAGGAAAGACGGGCGCUCACUUAGGCGGAUGCAACGUAUCCUUCGGUGGGGGUGAGCAUACUGUUAGAGACAACUAUGAAAUAUUGUGCGUACAUGUGCCUUCCUUUGAAGAUGAUUUAACAAUAUGUCGCCAGGUGCUGGAAGUACUAGGCGGAAGUGUAUACAAUGAACGCAUCCCGAUUUUGAAAGUAAUUGUAUAUAGAACAUAACGGGACAUGUAACGAAGGAUUUAUUUCAACGAAAUGCAUAGCUUCUCAGUAGACACGUCCAGGACCAGGGUAACAAAUAGAAAGCCACUUCCCGGGCCUUGUCACACUCAUACUUGAAAUUAUUGAGGCAAGCUGGCUAUGCAUAUACAUUGACCAGCCGCUUUCCACAGGAACUCAUAGAGUGAAUCAUUGACAAUCUCGAUGAUGAUCCCGUUACUUUACUUGAUUGCUCCCUCGUUUGCAAGUCUUGGGUACUUGAUAUCAAUAUCAAAUUAGCAAAUACUGUCCGGGUAGAGUUACCGCGAUGAGGAUAAUAUCCGAGACCUUGCCUACAUUUUGACCAGACGAUGCAUGCAUCUUCACAAUUGUUUUACAAAUGGCACUUAUGUCCCAC
Messenger RNA from Guyanagaster necrorhizus, 1214 nucleotides. RefSeq lists its product as uncharacterized. The record is from RefSeq and is a predicted model, not a curated record. The transcript is spliced from 4 exons. Lineage: Eukaryota; Fungi; Basidiomycota; Agaricomycetes; Agaricales; Physalacriaceae. The coding region runs from base 128 to 820 and encodes 230 amino acids.